This is a messenger RNA of Daphnia magna, 918 nucleotides long. RefSeq lists its product as uncharacterized. The record is from RefSeq and is a predicted model, not a curated record. Bases 1 to 918 code for a protein of 305 amino acids. The transcript has 3 exons. Gene Ontology annotation, molecular function: nucleic acid binding. Lineage: Eukaryota; Metazoa; Arthropoda; Branchiopoda; Diplostraca; Daphniidae.
AUGCACAAAUGUCGGCAAUUCCUGGAAGGACUGCCGUCCUUCGAAUUAGUCACGGAUCACAAGCCUCUCAUCCCGAUCCUCAACAACUACGCACUAGAUAAGCUGGACAACCCCCGUCUCCUCCGAUUGCGGCUCAAAAUACAGCGCUACGCGUUUACGGCGAGGUGGAUCCCGGGAAAAGAAAAUCGUGACUCAGACGUGCUGAGCAGAGCACCUAUCGCAGCAGCUACUUCUCAGGACGAGCUGGCCGAAGGGGCGUCUUUCGUUUCUCCCAGGAUCACUAUGCUGUGUGCUAUCGACGGGUCGGACCCAACGGUCAUCGAUCCCGUUUUAGAAAAGGUGAAAGCUGCCGCCGUCACCGAUCCCGUCAUGAAGGAGCUUCGCGAGCGUGUUCGACAUCAUCUAGCCGUCGACGGAGAAGAUGGGAUGAUUGUCAUGGGAGCUCGAGUCGUCAUUCCGAAGGCGCUGCAAGGCGAUUUACUGCGUGACCUACUGAAAAUGCACCAAGGCACCACCAAACUGCGGCAACGGGCACGACUGUCCGUCUUUUGGCCCAACAUGGAUGCUGAAAUUGUAAAUCUCGCCGGCGCAUGCGAGGAAUGCACUUCUAGCCUUCCAUCACACCCGCCGGAACCUCUUCGACCUCACGAGCCAGCUUCGCGACCCUUUGAGCAGAUUCAUGCAGAUCUCUGCCAACUCAACGGUCGUCAUUUUCUCAUCCAAGUCGAUGCAUUCAGCGGCUGGCCUCAUGUCGUCUAUUUUCCGGACGCCCACAUUUCCGCCAAGAAAGUCAUCAAUGCUGUCCGGGAGCUAUUCAUCAAUGUCGGUGUACCGGUCAAAUACUGGAAUGGGGAGUCUCACUCGGAGUGUCGUCUCCUCAUUUUCCCCAGUCUAACGGCGUCGCGGAAGCCGGAGUGA